Molecule: messenger RNA, 2292 nt
Organism: Carassius gibelio (silver crucian carp)
Lineage: Eukaryota; Metazoa; Chordata; Actinopteri; Cypriniformes; Cyprinidae
Gene: npbwr2b
Product: neuropeptides B/W receptor 2b
Exons: 2
Coding region: 192-1208 (338 amino acids)
Biological process (GO): neuropeptide signaling pathway
Cellular component (GO): neuron projection; membrane
Molecular function (GO): neuropeptide binding; neuropeptide receptor activity
Source: RefSeq, a predicted model, not a curated record
CUUCUUUCCUACUUGUUUGGAAAGCGCGAGCUGAGAGAGUGGACAGCGCGCGCACGGAGAAACACUAUCCACGAUAUCGUGAUGUGCAAAGAGACAUAUGAAAGACAUCGACCACCUUAGACUCGUGGAGAAAUCUGCGAAAGCAAUAGCGUAGCUUUAUAAAGUAUCCCCGGAGGCUCAGCUGUCACAGAAUGGAGAACAUCACGAGCCUCUUCAUCCCAAACCCAACAUGCAACUACAGCAUGGACUUAUACUACAACUCUCCAAACCGGAGCGAUCUGAACUGCACGCCGCCGGCUGACUACUUCUUUAACGCAGAUCUGUACGUGGUUCUCCCGGUCAUUUACUCCGUGAUAUGCGCCGUGGGUCUGACGGGCAACACGGCGGUCAUAUAUGUGAUCCUCAAAGCACCCAAAAUGAAGACAGUGACCAAUAUGUUCAUCCUGAACUUGGCGAUCGCCGACGACCUGUUCACUUUAGUGCUGCCUAUCAACAUAGCGGAACAUCUGUUACACUACUGGCCGUUCGGCGAGGUGCUGUGCAAAAUAAUUUUAAGCAUCGACCACUACAACAUCUUCUCGAGCAUUUACUUUCUGACAGUUAUGAGUGUGGACCGGUACCUGGUGGUGCUGUCGACCGUGCGCUCCAAGCGCAUGCCGUACCGCACAUACCGGGCAGCCAAGAUAGUGAGCCUGUGCGUGUGGCUGCUGGUGAUCCUCAUCGUCGUGCCGUUCACCGUGUUCGCGGGAGUCUACAUCAGUCCCGACGACAACGAGAGAAAAAGCUGUGUCCUAAGUUUCCCCAGUCCUGAAAGUUUGUGGUUCAAAGCGAGCCGGAUUUACACCCUCAUACUGGGUUUUGCAAUCCCGGUGUCUACGAUUUGCAUUCUUUACACCAUGAUGCUGUACAAAUUAAGACACAUGCGCUUGAACACCAACGCCAAAGCGCUGGACAAAGCCAAGAAGAAGGUGACUAUCAUGGUGUUCAUCGUACUGGCCGUGUGCCUGUUCUGCUGGACGCCCUUUCACCUCAGCACCAUCGUGGCUCUGACCACAGACCUGCGGACCACACCGCUUCUCAUCGGCAUCUCGUACUUCAUUGCCAGCCUGAGCUACGCCAACUCCUGUCUGAACCCGUUCCUCUACGCCUUCCUGGACGACAGCUUUAGAAAAGCCUUCAAGAAGAUGUUAGAAUGUAGACCUGCUUGAAUGUAAAGCGCUUUGAAGGGACGUGUUCAGAGUCAUCCAGAACUGAAUUCCAGUGAGAUUCCAGAAUUUGAAUUGAAUUUGAGUUGAGGUAGCAAACAGGAUGCAACUAAGGCGUUUAACAAUUGGGAUUUGAAUUUAAUUUAAAAUUAAAAUAAUUUUAUUAAAAGGUAUAUGACUGCAAUAAGCAUAGUUUUGAAUUUGAACAGCAAAUUAAAGAAGGAUUUUAUUGCUUGACAAAGCAUUCCCUGGCAGUUUUUUAUGUGCAUAAAAAUAUAUUUGAUAAAAAUAUAAAAGAUAAUUUUAAUUAUUCAACUAUAAAUUUUGAGCUAUUGUCAUUACAAUUCAAUAUCCGGUAUUUUGUCAUUACAUUUUAAUUAAUCAUAAACUCCAAGGAUCCCAAUUUUAAAAUACGAACUAUGGUUACCAACGUAAUAUGAUCAUUAAUUAUUGCCAGUGUCUCAAAAUAGUGAGCAGCUCAUUUAGACAUCCUAUUAUUAAAACCAAUGUCAUUUCAAUUCAAUAUCCUUUAGUUUGUUGCCAAUAAAAUUACAAUUACACUCAGUUUUAUAUGUUAUGCCUAAAUCUGAUUAAAAUACAGUUAUGAUGACUGUGUCAACUUUCCAGACUCCCAUAUUCCUUUGUAUUUCCAAUAAUAAAGCGAAAUGUUUUCCUUAUACUAAAUUCUAAAGUAAGAGUUUGUCUCCCUCUUGUGCUCUCUGUGAUGAAAAAAUGAAGCUGAAAUCUUUUGGAAUGUGUUUCAACAACAUUUGUCUGACGGAAGUGCCCUGGAAACUUUGAUUAGGAAUUACAAAAUGUGAUAUCAUUGCUGUUUUAGGAUGGCAUCAUGUAUUUCUCAAACAGCAGGCAUUCAUAUGUAUAUAUUUAUUUUACCUGCUUUUGUCACAUGAAAGGUCAUCACUUCCUGUCCAGUAGUAUUUCAUCUUAAUAGCAAAUGUGAGAUGUUUAUUCCUAUUUUUUAAAUGAAUAAAUAUAAAUGUAAUUGUGUAUAUCCAGAUAUGUAAGUCAUGCAGAUCAACACAGUGUAGCAUACUAUGCUUCAUGGCUUUUUAAUACAUGUCAUAAA